Molecule: messenger RNA, 1682 nt
Organism: Poecile atricapillus (Black-capped chickadee)
Lineage: Eukaryota; Metazoa; Chordata; Aves; Passeriformes; Paridae
Product: histone acetyltransferase KAT5-like
Biological process (GO): regulation of DNA-templated transcription
Molecular function (GO): histone acetyltransferase activity
Source: RefSeq, a predicted model, not a curated record
CCACCGGGGAGGGGCAGCGGCGGAAGGGGCGUGGCCGCAUCCCGGAAGCGCGUCCGGCCGGCCGGAAGCGAAGGCCGGGAGGAGAAUGGCGGAGGGGGAGGUGUCCGAGGGCUGCCGCCUGCCCGUGCUGCGCCGUAACCAGGACAACGAGGAUGAGUGGCCACUGGCCGAGAUCCUGAGUGUGAAGGACAUCAGCGGGAGGAAGCUGUUCUAUGUCCACUACAUCGACUUCAACAAACGCCUGGACGAGUGGGUGACCCACGACCGGCUGGACCUCAAGAGGGUCCAGGUGCCCCGGAAAGAGGCCAAGACCCCCACCAAGAACGGCCUGCCCGGCUCCCGGCCCGGAUCCCCCGACAGGGACCCGAGGAAGAGCCUGGAGCUGGCGCUGCCGGUGGCCCCCGCCAGCGGGAAGAGUUUGCCAGGGCCACCGGGGCCACCGGGGCCACCGGCGGGGCCACCAGGGCCACCAGGGCCAGCGGGGCCAGCGGGGCCGGGGCCCAUCACGCUCCGCUUUCACCUGCCCAAGGAGAGCGAGGCCGAGCCCCCCCCGGGCCCCCAGCGCCCCACGAAGCGGAAGGUCGAGGUGGUGUCGCCGGCCACGCCCGUCCCCACCCCCAGCGAGACCUCGCAGGCGUCCGUGUUCCCCCAGAACGGCUCAGCGCGCCGGGCGGUGGCGGCUCAGCCGGGCCGGAAGAGGAAAUCGGCGUGUCUGGGGACAGACGAGGACUCGCAGGACUCGUCGGACGGAGCCCCCUCGGCGCCCAGGAUGACCGGGAGCCUGGUGUCGGACCGGAGCCACGACGACAUCGUCACCAGGAUGAAAAACAUCGAAUGCAUCGAGCUGGCGCACCGCCUCAAGCCCUGGUACUUCUCGCCGUACCCGCAGGAGCUGACGGGGCUGCCCGUGCUGUACCUGUGCGAGUUCUGCCUCAAGUACGGGCACAGCCUGCGCUGCCUGCAGAGACACCUGACCAAAUGUGACCUCCGGCACCCCCCUGGGAACGAGAUUUAUCGCAAGGGCACCAUUUCCUUCUUCGAGAUCGACGGCCGCAAGAACAAGAGUUAUUCCCAGAAUCUCUGCCUGCUGGCCAAGUGUUUCCUGGACCACAAGACCCUUUACUACGACACCGACCCCUUCCUCUUCUACGUCAUGACCGAGUACGACUGCAAAGGUUUCCACAUCGUGGGCUACUUCUCCAAGGAGAAGGAGUCGACCGAGGAUUACAACGUCGCCUGCAUCCUGACCCUGCCCCCGUACCAGCGCCGGGGCUACGGCAAACUGCUCAUCGAGUUCAGUUACGAGCUGUCCAAGGUGGAGGGUAAGACGGGCACUCCCGAGAAGCCGCUGUCGGACCUGGGGCUGCUGUCGUACCGCAGUUACUGGUCCCAGACCAUCCUGGAGAUCCUCAUGGGGCUCAAGGCCGAGGCCGGCGAGCGGCCCCAGAUCACCAUCAACGAGAUCAGCGAGAUCACCAGCAUCAAGAAGGAGGACGUGAUCUCCACCCUGCAGUACCUGAACCUCAUCAACUACUACAAGGGUCAGUACAUCCUGACGCUCUCCGAGGACAUCGUGGAGGGCCACGAGCGGGCGAUGCUCAAGCGGCUCCUGCGCAUCGACGCCAAGUGCCUGCACUUCACCCCCAAGGACUGGAGCAAGCGGGGGAAGUGGUGAGGCCACG